Molecule: messenger RNA, 2154 nt
Organism: Sclerotinia trifoliorum
Lineage: Eukaryota; Fungi; Ascomycota; Leotiomycetes; Helotiales; Sclerotiniaceae
Source: the annotation of a GenBank genome assembly
AAAUUGUGACUGUAAUAAAUUAUGAACUGAAAAUCCCUUUUGAUGCCGGGUAUAUAUUUGUAAAUCUUCAGACAACACAAUCAAUAUGAUCACUGAUCGACAAAUCUUCAAACAUGAAUAAUCCGCAUAAAUGAAUAACCCCUACGAAACAACCCCGCCACGCUUCGACACGCCUAUCAUCGGCCAGUCCGUCUGUCUUGAUACAACUCCACUAUCAACUCUUACUCAUCAACGCGACCGUCUACUCAGCUUCAGCCUCUUCACCACAAGCAAUAUCAACCGCAAGUUUGCUCCGGAGCAUCACAAAGACCAAUUGAUUGAUACCCAACAAUAUUCUAGUUGAGCCAAACAUCAUAUCAUGGCUGCCACGGUAACCUUACCAGAUGAAGAGCUUCAGGAAAUCUACGCCUUUGCGUUGGAUUUGGGGAGGAGAGCGGGAACGAUAUUGAUGGAGGGGGUGGAGAAGAGAUUUGAGGGGGAUAAUGGGGGGAAAGAAGAGGAAAAGAUGAAUGCGGUGGAUAUAGUUACGCAGACUGAUUUGGGUAUGUUUUGGAUUUUUGUGCUGGAUAGGAGUGCAUCGAUAUAUUCCAUAGAUGCCGAGAGAUGGAUAGAAAGGACAUAUAGCUAAUCACGUGUAUUGGAUAGAUGUCGAGGCAUUUGUUAAGCAUGAGAUAUUGAGUAGAUUUCCAUCACAUAAGUAUAUACUAAUUCCGUCUCCUCUUCUAUUCCCCAAACAGGAUCUUCAGCUAACAAAACCCCAGAUUCAUCGGAGAAGAAACUUAUUCCUCCGGCUCCUCCAAACAGUAUCUCGUUGAUUCUUCGCCUACCUGGAUUGUAGAUCCCCUCGACGGAACAGUAAACUACACGCAUUUAUUCCCUAUGUUCUGCAUCUCCAUUGCCUUCUGUCUCAAUGGAAUUCCUAUCAUCGGAGUCAUCUAUGCCCCUGUCCUCGAUGUAUCCUAUUCUGCUCUCGCCGGUCAUGGCGCAUGGGAAAAUGAUCACGUAGGAAUUGGCAAUAGUGUUGCUUCUGGGGGUGAUAGCUCUGGUUCGGGGAAGCUGAAGAGGAAAAGACAAUUACCGUAUGUGAAGGGAAAACCAUUAGGUAAAGAGGCGCCGAAGGGGUGUACGUUUAGUUGUGAGUGGGGGAAGGAUAGAAGGUAUACUGAGGGGGGGAAUUUGAGGAAGAAGAUUGAUAGUUUUGUUAAUUUGGCGAGUGAAAUUGGUGGGAGGGGUGGUAAAGGGGGGAUGGUUCAUGGGGUUAGGAGUUUAGGGAGGUGAGUGGUUAUUCUUUUAUGCCCUUUUCCAGUUGUGAUAAAAGGAUAGAAGGAAAGAUACAAUGCUAAAAUUACUGUCAAAUACAGCGCGACAAUGGAUCUAGCCUACACAGCAACAGGAGCCUUUGACAUUUGGUGGGAAGGAGGUUGUUGGGAAUGGUACGUUCAGUUUUUCUGAUUCAUCCUUUUCCUCCCCGUACUAUUCCGUUGAACACACACUAAUCAAACCAUGCAGGGACGUAGCAGCAGGAAUCUGCAUUCUCCGCGAAGCCGGCGGUUUAAUAACCACUGCAAAUCCACCUGCCAAUCCCGAAACCGAUCCUAUCGAAGAAGUGAAAUUGGGUAGUCGCUUAUAUUUAGCUAUUAGGUAUGAUUUCUUCCUUCCUCUUUCCUGUGUCCUCUUUUCACUUUCUUCAUUCCUUCUCCCUCAUCUUCAUCUUCCUCACCAUAAAUUCCCUCCUCGAAAUCUACCUACAAACAUCACAAACCACCCAACAGAAUACAUCCAAAUCACAUCACUCCUCCACAAUCCAUAAUCCAUCAUCCACCCACCAAAACUAACAAAACCCGCCACUCCUCAGACCAGCAGGCGCCACAGCCACAGAAACAGGACGACAGCAACAAGAGCGCGUGGUGCGCGAGGUAUGGAAACGCGUUGAGGCAUUAGAUUAUACACGUCCUGGGGCUUAGAUCUAUUAGUCCCAGGCUUUAAAUGUUGGUGGGGGAGGGUAUAUAUUAUGUGAUUUAUCGUCGUAUGAGAAUCUAGAAGCGAAGAGUUGAUUAAGGGGUUCGGGAACGCGUGGGGAGGUGAUUACAUGAUGUUGCAUGAUGUUGUAAAUGAACGGAUAGAGAUGAUGCUAUAGUUUAUAGAUGUAUAUGU